CACUCGUGGAUAGCUCUCAAGACUUCACUGUGACGAGAUUCCCGCUGCCACUUUCACCAACUUUACAAUUCCCUCGUGAAAAAGAGACCAACGAGAGAGAGAGCGUCAGAUUGUGCUUUGCGUGUUUGAAGCAUUAGAGAGAGAGAGAGAGAUAGAGAGAGAGAGAGAGAUGGAGACGAAGGUGGUGCUGAUAUGUGGUUUAGUGGGUUUUCUGGGGCUUCUCUCAGCUGCUACGGGUUUUGGUGCAGAAGCCACUCGGAUUAAGGGUUCGGAAGUGCAUGUCACAACUCCUACGCAAUGUGCCUAUCCCUGGACUCCAGCUCUGCCUCUUGGGUUAACUUCCGCUGUGGCUCUUAUGAUAGCUCAAGUAAUUAUCAACGUGGCAACCGGUUGCAUUUGCUGCAGAAAGAACCCAAACCCAUCAAAUUCUAACUGGACCAUGGCACUGGUCUUCUUCGUUGUUUCCUGGUUCACAUUUAUCAUAGCGUUUCUUCUGUUACUUACGGGUGCUGCACUCAAUGAUCAACAUGGUGAAGAUAGCAUAUAUUUUGGUAACUACUACUGCUAUGUUGUCAAACCAGGUGUCUUUGCCGGAGGUGCUGUCCUAUCACUUGCUAGUGUUUCCCUAGGGAUUUUGUACUAUCUCUCCCUAGUUCGGGCAAAGGAUGAUAAUGGGCGGCUAUGGGGUGCCUCUGCUCCUAAUCAAGGUGUUGGAGGCAUUGCUAUGGGACAACCCCAGAUUCCACCACAGAGCACUCAGGGACCUGUUUUCGUACACGAAGAUACAUACAUGCGACGGCAAUUCACUUGAUCCGCAAUUAUUAGCUUUGACUUGAUGGACACUUGGGGGUUUGCUCUAGAAUUUAGGCCAAUCUUCUCAAAAUUUUACUGAAGGCAGAUUUGUAUUUCCCAUCUACUUCCCAAUAGAACUUUAUAUUCUCUGCUGGGCAACGUUAUUCACUAGUUACUUACUGUAAAUAUUGGGGUGGUACUAUGUAUAAAUUUUGCUGGUUCUGUGUUUGGUGGCUAGCAAUCAAUUGUUGGGGAACAAAAAAAGAUUGAACAUGACGAGUAUGUCUGA
Molecule: messenger RNA, 1081 nt
Organism: Eucalyptus grandis
Lineage: Eukaryota; Viridiplantae; Streptophyta; Magnoliopsida; Myrtales; Myrtaceae
Exons: 3
Coding region: 170-811 (213 amino acids)
Source: RefSeq, a predicted model, not a curated record